Fusarium fujikuroi IMI 58289 is the source of this 5925-nucleotide messenger RNA. RefSeq names its product probable polyketide synthase. The coding region runs from base 1 to 5925 and encodes 1974 amino acids. The record is from RefSeq and is a predicted model, not a curated record. Gene Ontology annotation, molecular function: zinc ion binding; fatty acid synthase activity; DNA-binding transcription factor activity, RNA polymerase II-specific. NCBI's taxonomy places the organism in Eukaryota, Fungi, Ascomycota, Sordariomycetes, Hypocreales, Nectriaceae. Gene Ontology annotation, biological process: secondary metabolite biosynthetic process; fatty acid biosynthetic process; regulation of DNA-templated transcription. The transcript has 4 exons.
AUGUUCGGCUCGAUGUCUCACCGCCAAUCAUGCGAGCGCUGCCGGCAGCAGAAAGUCCGGUGUCUUCGAGACGCCACCUCUCAGAAGCCAUCACCAGGCCAGCCUCUGCCGAAAUGCUCCAAAUGUGCAAAGGCAGACACUCAUUCGAAGAGUGAAGGUGGUCCAUUUGUGCUAUCUGCAAACUCAGCGCAGUCCUUGGCUUCGAGGGCGUCGCAACUCUGCCAUUACUUGGAAAGCAACCCUGAGACGGAUCUGUGGCGUCUGUCAUAUACCCUCUUCCAUCGUGCCAACUUCAGCUUCCGCGCAGCCUUCUCGGCGACAAGUGCACAGCAGCUCACCGAAAAGCUCAAGGCAGCGGUUCUAAACAAGACCUCUCGCACCACCAGCAUCCCGGAGAAUAUGCCCCCACGCAUCCUUGGUGUCUUCACAGGUCAAGGUGCUCAGUGGGCUACCAUGGGUGCAAAACUUUAUGAAUCGUCAACUGUUUUCCGCAGCGCUUUCUCGCGUAUGCAGGACAGUCUUGACGAACUGUCUGUCAAAGACGGACGUCCAUCGUGGUCUCUCAUUGAAGAACUCCGUGCCCUUCCUGCGACGUCACACAUAGGUGAAGCAGCUGUAUCACAGCCGAUAUGUACAGCUGUUCAAGUGGCCCUUGUCGACAUGCUGUCUCCGGCUGGGGUACAGUUCUUGGGCGUUAUGGGCCAUUCAUCCGGUGAAAUUGCUGCUGCAUAUACGGCUGGUUACCUCAAUACGCACGACGCUAUUCGCAUUGCCUACUUCCGCAGCCUCCACUCGAAGAGGGCUCAAGGACCUGACGGAUGCAGCGGCAAGAUGAUGGCCGUGGGCAUGUCUAAUGACCAAGCUGCUGGCUUCUGCGCGGAGUCGAGAGGAACGAUAAAAAUUGCUUCCAGUAACUCGGCUCGCAGUUGCACUCUUGCGGGUGACGCUUCGGCUAUUGACUCUGCCAAAGAGAGGCUUGACGCUGCUGGCACAUUUGCGAGGGUCUUGCAGGUCGAUACGGCCUAUCACUCGCAUCACAUGCAGCCAGUCGCCCAGCCAUAUCUCGACUCGCUUCAAAAGGCAUCAAGAUUAACACAAAGCCCGGAAACAAUGUUGUCUGGUAUUCGAGCUCGCUCGUUUAGUGGCAAGGACGCUGAGUCACUGAAGGGCCAAUACUGGGUUGACAACAUGACCAAUACAGUUCUUUUUAGUCAAGCUGUCCAGAGAGCUGUUAACGAAAGUUAUGUGUUUGACUUUGCGCUGGAGGUUGGACCUCACCCUGCUCUAAAAGGCCCUGCUACUGAGACCAUCAAUAAUAUGACGGGCAUUGGCCUUCUGUACUCGGGUGUGCUUAAGCGCGGUCAGCACGACGGGGAAUCUUUCUUUGGUGCUUUGGGGCUCUUGUGGAAAACAUUUUCACUCCAGAGUAGACGGUCCAUCGUUAGUUUCAACGGCAUUGAGCGAGCCUUUUCUCUGGGUGGAAAGAACAACAGGCUAGGUCUUCUCAAGGACCUACCAUCUUAUCCAUUCGACCAUGAUACUGUAUACUGGAAAAAAUCUCGUCACUCCGCGAUUGUACGUACACAGAACCAGAAGGGUCAUCAGCUCCUAGGCUCUGCCUCUACCUUUGGUAGCGGGAAGCAGCGUGAGGUUCACUGGAAACAGGUCCUUCGUCUUGAAGAGAUUCCCUGGUUAUUUGGACACACUAUUCAAGAUGAGUACUUGUUUCCAGCAACGUGCUAUGUCACAAUGGCCUAUGAGGCAGCCAUUAGGCUUGUCUCCCCAGCGCAGGAGAUUCAACUUGUUGAGCUACAUGACAUCGACGUCUUUCGUGCUCUGAGCCUCAAAGCUGACUCUCCUGGAACUGAGAUUCUCUUUGCGGUACGCAUUACAAGCCAAUCAGACGGUGCGAUUACGGCAAGCUGGUCUUGUUACAGCAACCCGGUUGAUUUCGAACAUGGCCAGAAUCUUGGAGAUAUACCAUUUCAAGCCGAAUCCCAUGUUGAAGGCUUCUUGCAUAUUGAGCUUGGUGCUCCCAGAGAUAAUAUCCUGCCCGCCAGAUCUGAGCCAAUUCUGCCCUUGAUUCCACUUGACGUCGAAGAGCUCUAUGACACUCUGGCUGUCUUGGGCCAUGGUUACAAGGAGCAUUUCCAGACACCUAAAAUGCUUCGCCGUUUGCAUCACGCUGUUGUUAGUAUGCCUGCGGGAUGGAACGUGGCGAACUCAUUGACCCGUUCCGAUGUCAACCCUGCGGCCUUGGAUACGGGUAUCCGUGGGCUGCUGGCUGGUUAUUCCUGCCCAGGAGACAGACGGCAACGUUCAGCCUACCUCCCAAGUCGCAUUGACAGCAUUCGGGUUAGCAUGGCCGUUCCUACCGAAGACGGCGAUGGCUCUACAGAACUGUUGGCAGAUUCCUUUGUCACUCACGGCGAUGCCAGCCGUAUCAGCGGUGAUAUCAAUGUCUUCAAUCCUGAAAGUAACAAGACACAUGUUCAGAUCCGCGGAGUGCACUUAUUGAAUCUACCCGGCUCUCUCAGAUCAAGCCGAGAAACCUAUCAUCAAGAUAUCUGGGAACGCGACGCUUUGUGUGGCAUUGAACCUGAUCGGAAGUCAGUCGUCUCAGACAAUAGGACGCAAAUCAGCAGUUUGGCCAUGCGCCUGGUUCUAUUCUACUGUCAGAAGGUUCUCAAAGAGCUUAAGCCGUUUGAGAUCAUGCUCAUGGGAAAAGCCCGCAAGAACUUUUUGACAUGGGUACAGAAAGUUCUCCUCCCCAGCGUGAGCGCUGGGGAGCACGAGGCCAACAAGGAGUGGCUUGAUGGCAGUGAAGCAGAGUUGAACAAAGAGGCUGAGAGACUCAAGGUCGUGAACUUAGCCGACGUCGUACUCUUGGAGCGUCUUGGACGUAACCUAACAUCCAUCACCCGUGGUCUCACUGCAGGUGUCAAAGUAGCUGAGCAAGAAAACGCGCUUCACAGGUUUUACGCCGACAUCUUUGGCUUCCGAGAAACCACUGCUGAUGCAGCUGCCCUUGUUUCACAAAUAUGCCAUCGUUAUCCAGCUAUGAAGAUGAUCGAAGUUGGUGCUGGGUUCGGCUCUGGCUUACGAGACGCGUUGAUUAAUGCUGCAGGCAAGCGCCGCCACACAUCUUACACAGUUACCAAUACUGUUGAGCCUUCUGAUAAUGACUCGAAGCUCAUCUUCAAGCUUCUUGACAUUGACAAGGCCCAGUUCAGCAAGGCUCUGACCAACGAAUAUCUUCCUGUUCGCUUCGUUCAGUCCCUGCUCCCAAGAACCUGGCUGGAGAAGGACGAUUCACAGCCACAGAUCAUUAAGGUCUCCGAAUGCGAUGCUUUGCUGAAAGUGAACGGAUUCUCGGGCGUUGAUGUCACCUACACGCAGCAUUUUUGCAGUGUUAUGCUCUCGCAAGCUGUUGACGAUGUUGUUCUUGCUGUGCGUGAUCCAAUUACUGCGACGCAGAAGAUUGAUCCAGAAAUCUUGCUGGUCUCGGGCCUUGAAAACAUCAACGUUGCCCCAGAGGCCAUUAUUCUGAAUCUCUGUGAUCUCGAUACCCCAGUCUUCCAGGAGAUGAGCGAGCUACGCUUUAAGGGUCUGCAAGAGAUAAUGCGCCAAGCGAGCGUCCUCCUCAGGGUUACAGAGGGUGCCAGAGGUGGAGCUAAGCCUGUGAAUACUAUGGUGCUUGGAUGGGGACGAUCUGCACGCCUAGAGUCGUCUACUAUGAAGCUUCAAAUCUUGGACAUUGAGCAGGAGUCACACACUGUAGAUCCUGACAUCAUUUGCAAGCUAUUACUCAAUCUUUGUGGUAGUAGCCCAGAUGAUAAGGACAUACUCUUUACAAUGGAGCCAGAGUUGAUAUUGAAAGACAGCGCCAUUUAUAUUCCAAGAAUCUGGCCAGUUGACGGCCUCAACGAGCUCGCCGAUACGAGAUACAAAGACGUGUACGUGGAAACUUCUACAACGAAUCCUUUUGCAGCGCUCGAUGAGCGUGGGAUCCUUGCAAUUGCACGGCCUUAUGGACAUACUCCAGCCAGGAAUCUGGAAAUGCUAGCCUCUUCUGUGCAUGGCUUCCGUUUCCAAGGUGAAGAGAAUAUAAAGCAGCUCUGUAUCUCCAGGAUUGUUGCAGGCGAAGCAUCACUUACCCUCUCAGACGAGGACUCGUUUGAGAUUCUUUGGCAGUACGAGAAAGGCAAUGGAGGUGUCCUGUACCCUCAUCAGCUACAAUCCCUGAUAACAUCGGCAAUUGCCGAGGCUACUCUUCUUGGCCUUUCGGGUCACGUUUGGAUUCAUGUCGCACCUGCGUGGCUGCAAAAAGGACUAGAUCUUGCGGCCUCACGACGUGAUGAUAUCCAGUUGUUCAACACAACAUCUGAUCGAGAGAUAGUCACAGGGAACUCCAACUUCCUCCAUCCUUUCGCUACCGAGCGUGACCUUGUUCUGAUAAAGCCGAAAGACAUUGCGGCAUUCGUUUGCUUGGAAGAUUCGCAGCAGGAUCACAACUUGGUCGGCUUAGUUCACAGCAUCUGGCCUAGUAUUCGCAUUGAGCUGCCAGUUUUGUCAUUGAACAGUUUCGACGGAGUCGUCUUCAACCGGCUCAGCAAGGCCAUGUUCGUUGACCUUCUGAAGUGGAAUCUCAGCAGUGGCACUCUUGUUUCUAAGAAUUUAGUAGAAGGAGCCGUUAUCCCCGUUGAACAUAUCUCCAAGAAGUCCCCAUCAUCCAUCUUGCCAACAAGCGUCCUCGACAGAACGACGACGACAACCAUCACGGCCAAGCUCCUUCCGCCAAAUCACGAUGGUAUUUUCUCCAGUGACAAGACCUAUCUUCUCCUUGGCCUCGCCGGUGAUUUCGGUAUAUCAAUUACAUUGUGGAUGUUUGAUAGCGGGGCUCGCCAUGUUGUGCUGGCGUCUCGAAACCCUGUUGUUCUUCAACCGGUGGUGGAUCAUGUUGUCGCAACUCAUGGUGCUACUUUACGCUUCAUGGCUAUUGAUAUCUGCGACGAAGGCUCACUAUCAGCUGCGUGGACCGAGAUUCAUGUAUCGAUGCCCCCUGUUGGCGGUAUAAUGAACGGCGCGAUGCUAAUGCGAGAUCAACUAUUUGCAGACCAGCCGUGGUCGGACUUUUCAGCUGUCAUGGGCCCCAAGGUCAGAGGAACGCAGAACCUUGUUGCGCUCCUUGACAGAGAAGUCGCACCAGAGCAGCUAGACUUCGUUGUCUUCCUCUCUUCUGCAGUUGCGGUUGCUGGAAACGCGGGCCAGACUGCAUAUGGCUCAUCGAAUUGGUUUAUGCAAGGCACAGCUAGCAACAUGCGACAACGUGGUUACCCCGGCUGUGUUGUCCACAUCGGAGGUGUCAGUGGACUGGGCUAUGUUCAGCGACAUGAGAAGCGCAAGAUGCUUGAAGACUCAUUGUAUUGGCUUAUGUCUCCUGUCAGUGAAACCGAUCUACACGAUAUGUUGGCUGAGGUUAUUGCGGGCGACCGGCAUGAUCUCAUUACAGGUAUUCGUGGUGAUAUCCGGACCUACACAUGGCGAGAACAACCGCGAUUAUGGCAUUACCUCCAGUCCGAGGACGACAGCAAUGAUGAAACUACCAAAGAAGGCAGCAGUGCAUCUCUCAAAAUCCAGCUUGCUUCAUCUGUUGCUGAUCCAGAUGCUUGCCUCGACCUCCUCCUUGGUGGCUUUACAUCGGCAUUAUGUGGAAUGUUGCAUAUGAAGGUAGAGGAGCUUGACACCAAUGUCCCUGUUGCUAGUAUUGGUAUUGAUUCACUUGUGGCUGUCAGGGUCAGAGAAUGGUUUAUGCAGCAAGUUGGUGUAGAGGUGUCUGUUUUAAAGGUCAUGUCUUUAAAUACUCCUUUACUUGCUUUGUGUAAGGAUGUUUUGGCUAUAUGGAGGAAACAGGUAAAAGCUUAA